Molecule: messenger RNA, 369 nt
Organism: Macrosiphum euphorbiae (potato aphid)
Lineage: Eukaryota; Metazoa; Arthropoda; Insecta; Hemiptera; Aphididae
Source: the annotation of a GenBank genome assembly
AUGGAAAAACGAAAAAUAGCUUAUUUAAAAUUAGACGAAAGAUUUAAUUUUUUAACUGACGAAAGUUUAAAAGAUGAAGAAAUAAAAAUAAAUGCAAAUAAUUUAGUUGAAGCCUGUAAAACCGAUUUGGAAUCUUCAUUUGUUAAUGAGUUUUUGAUUUUUAAGAGCUUUCGAGAAACUGGAAUGUCUGUGAAUGAAAUGCUAAUUAAACAAAUAAAUACCAAAAUGGUAACCAGUUUUCCAAAUGUAAAUAUUGCUUUUAGAAUUUAUUUAUCAAUUUUUGGGACUUCGUGCGAAAGUGAAAGAUCAUUUUCAAUUUUAAAGAGGGUUAAGAACUGGCAGCGGUCAACUAUUGGGCAAGAUAAAUAA